ACACGAAACCACUAAUCUCAUUUCUUCUUCUCAUUUUCGUAUAACUCUAAAAAUUCUUAUUUAUUGCCGAUAAAUCUAAUUGAUUAAAGCACGCUUUUCAUUUCUAAUUAUAAACGAUUCUUCAGUUUCGAUUCUGAAUACAUUCGAUUAUAAUAUUGUUCCAUUAUUAGGCGAAUUCGGCAUCUAUCAAAACUACCUUAUCAUCAUGCUAAUGUCCUCCUGCUUUUUUAUCGCGUUCAUCUAUCUCGCGCAAACGUUUCUCGUCGUGGUACCAGCAGAAUAUUGGUGCAAACUUCCGCAAGUGAAAGACCUUACUGCCGAACAAUUAAGAGAUUUCAUGAUACCUAGCGCGAAAAUGGUACCUUACGAAGGCCAUCAUUUAGCGUAUUCCCGAUGCUGGGUAUACGAUAUAGCAGUGGAAAAAGCGAUCGCUGCACCUCAGCCGGAUGCAAAUUGGCCGGUGAAGAAAUGUAACGAAUGGGAAUUUAAAUUAUCCGCUUCUGACGUGCCUUACAUAUCCGUAGCCGCAGAACAGAAAUGGGUAUGCGACGAAAGCUACAAAGCAACACUAGCACAGAGUAUCUUUUUUAUGGGUUCGAUUGUUGGAGGCAUAAUAUUUGGUUGGCUAGCUGACAAAUACGGAAGAGUUCCGGUCUUAAUUGCAACCAAUGUUUUUGCGUUUCUCGGUGGCAUUUGUACCAUAUACAUAACCAAAUUCUGGGAAUUCUGCGUCUGUAGAUUCAUCGUUGGUGUGGCCUAUGACAACAGUUUCGUGAUGGCUUAUAUACUAGUUUUGGAGUACGUGGGCCCCAGAUGGAGAACUUUUAUCGGUCACAUGUCCUAUGGAAUAUUCUAUACUAUUGGCAUGAUGAUUAUACCAUGGAUAGCUUAUGUGGUCGCCGAUUGGCAAACUUUUUCUCUGAUCACGACCGUUCCAAUAUGUGCUGUUAUAGUCGCGCCUUUCGUUGUUCCUGAGAGCGUCAGGUGGUUAAUUGGAAAGGGACAUAUCGAGGAAGCUAUGAAGAUCAUCUCGAAGAUCGAGAAAAUAAAUAAGCGCACGAUACCAGACGAUGUAUAUAACGAAUUUUUGGAAGAUUGCGGGAGAACUGCAGAAACUUUGGCUGAGGAGGAACACACUAUUUUCGAUUUAUUUAAAACAAAACGUUUAAGAAGGAUCACGCUGCUAUUAACGGUGGUAUGGGGCGUCAUUCAAAUGGCCUACGACGGUCACAUAAGAUGCUUGGACCGCCUCGGCAUGGAUGUAUUCACUACAUUUACCAUAGCAUCCGCGACCGAGUUCCCAGCCGAGAUGGUAAUCGUCUACACUCUCGACGUGUUUGGUCGAAGAUGGACGUUGUUCGUCGCGGUGAUACUCUCCGGAUUGUUCAGCCUACUCGCAUCCAGCGUCUCGAUAGGGAUCGUCUUCGUCUCUUUCGCGAUUUGUGGCAGACUCUUUAUCAAUAUCGCCUCGAACAUCGCGAUGCAAUACGCGGCUGAAUUACUACCGACGGUGAUACGAGGCGAGGGCGUGGCGUUCAUACACGUGACAGGGUACGUUACUUCCAUCUGCAGCCCCUUCAUCGCCUUCUCCAGCACACUGAUGUACAAUCUGCCGAUGAUCAUCCUUGGCACGUGCUGUAUAUUUGCUGGAUCUCUCAGUCUCUUCCUUCCUGAAACACUGAUGGAACAACUACCCCAAACGAUGAUGGACGGAGAGUUAUUCGGAAUCGAUCAGGCUUUCUGGGAAACGCCAUGGACGAAGAAGAAACCACCGGAACCAAUGGUACAUCACCUGCACGCCAAACGUCCUGUAAAACGACCGGCCAUACUGCGCAGCAGUAUGAUUUCCGGUUACAUUGGCAAUGCGAGACGACACACUCUAAUGCAACGAAGAGUCCGAGCACUCCAGAGACACUAAACACCCUACAUUUUCGACGAAAACAGAUACAUUAUUACUGUUAUUAUCUUAAACCUUUUGUUCUUGUGGACGCGGUCAAAGUGGAACUACGAAAUAGAUAGUAUAAUAAUAGAAAAAAAAGUA
Messenger RNA from Bombus pascuorum, 2041 nucleotides. Its product is annotated as carcinine transporter-like. The record is from RefSeq and is a predicted model, not a curated record. Gene Ontology annotation, biological process: transmembrane transport. Lineage: Eukaryota; Metazoa; Arthropoda; Insecta; Hymenoptera; Apidae. Gene Ontology annotation, cellular component: membrane. The coding region runs from base 206 to 1918 and encodes 570 amino acids. The transcript is spliced from 5 exons. Gene Ontology annotation, molecular function: transmembrane transporter activity.